AUGGGCUGCUGUGGAUUCUUCAUAAAGUGGCUGUUACAUUUCUUCAAUCUGCUAGCAGUGAUCGUUUCUGUUCUGCUCAUUAUUCUUGGCAGUCUUAUCUUGGAUGCGUUGGGCGAUUUGAAGUCAGUCAGUAAUUUUGAAAAUGCCAAUAUUAUACCCAUAAUAGUUAUAGUGUUGGGUGGUUCGAUAUUCAUCGUAUCAUUACUUGCCUGCUGCGGUGCGAUUAAGGAGAUAAAUUGGUGUAUGAUAAUAUACGCCAUUUUAAUGUUCGUACUGAUGGGAUUGCAGAUCGCGCUUGUCGUUUGGGUUUUCUUGGAAAAAAAUGAGUUCCUCAACACGAUGGACUCAAUUGUUCUUAACGCAUACGAUAACAGAAACAAUGAGACCGAUAACUCAAUGAACACAAUCCAGAUUACAUUCAACUGUUGCGGCUACAAUAACUACUCGGAUUAUAGUAGCUCAGGCAUUCCCGCUUCUUGUUGUGGUUUUUCUGAAACGGAUGCCCCAUGCCCAUCUUCCAUUUACACCACCAGACAAGGCUGUAAGACGGUAUUUUACAAUUUCUGGAUUGAUAAUUUGGGAUUUGUACGAUAUGGUGGCAUUGUAGUGAUUGUCAUCGAAUUUUUGGCAUUAGUAUCAGCAUGCGGAGUGGCAGCGUGCAGACGAAAAUCAUUUAACACAAAUACGGCUUAAGGACCGAAUUUGUGUUAAAUA
Molecule: messenger RNA, 714 nt
Organism: Anastrepha obliqua
Lineage: Eukaryota; Metazoa; Arthropoda; Insecta; Diptera; Tephritidae
Product: tetraspanin-3-like
Exons: 4
Coding region: 1-693 (230 amino acids)
Cellular component (GO): membrane
Source: RefSeq, a predicted model, not a curated record